GGGUGAACCGUUAGCUUUUGUGCUCUUCUAUAUGUAUCUACUACAUGUCUACAUGCAUAAUCCAGUACAUACUCCCUUCAAGCAGAAUGGCAAAGAAUCCGAAUCUUCCCUUUUUUAUCAACUCGCUUCCCUUCUUCUUCGUCUUCUUCCUGUUCACUUUUCCGGUCACCGGAGAAGAACAAAUCUUCGGAAAACCGGUGGGCCGGAAAUCUCUGGGAUUCAAGAAGGAAAAGGCAAGUCAUCUCCACUUCUUUUGGCACGACAUUCUCAGCGGGCCCAAGCCAACCUCGAUCAUGGUCAUCCCGCCGGCGAAAAUCUCGUCGGCGAAUUUCAGCUUCGGCCUGACAAACAUCAUCGACAACCCGCUGACCGUCGCGCCGGAUCCGAAGUCCAAGUGCGUCGGAAGAGCGCAGGGGAUCUAUGCUUCGGCGUGCCAGGAGGAGCUUGGGUUCUUGAUGGUGAUGAACCUGGCUUUCAUUGAGGGCAAGUACAACGGCAGCACCCUCACCGUGCUCGGCCGGAACCCGGCGUUACAGAAGGUCCGGGAGAUGUCCAUCGUCGGCGGCAGUGGGCUUUUCCGGUUUGCUCGCGGCUACGUUCUGGCGAAGACUCAAAUGGUUGAUUUGAAGACCGGCGACGCCACCGUCGAAUAUGAUGCUUAUGUCUUGCACUAUUGAGCCUGCUAUUGGUUGUAGUGCGUCGAAUAAUUAUGUCAACUUUUUUUCUAUUGUAUCAAGCCGCUUUCCUAUUAAAGUACGAAAUAAUUUAAUUCCGGGAAAGUUUCACAAAUAGGAAUAAAACAGUUUGAAAAUUUCAAAUUAGGACUGUCAUGUUUUUUAUUCCCAAAAUAGGAGUAAUUACUGCUAAGUUUGGAAAAUACUGCCAUAUUUGAAGUUUGGUACUGCCAAAACAUGACAGUAAUUAGUCCUAUUUUAGAAAUAAAAACUGCCAGUCCUAUUUUGGAAUUACCAAACUUUUUUAGUCUUAUUUUGGGUAAAUUCUCUUUAAUUCUCUCUGUUUUUUGGCAAUUCUUAGUGACACAAUUUUAAUUUUUCUUUGUUUCUUAUUUAAUUCAGUAUUAAUUACGAAGUAAUAAAAUAUAUAAGUGGGUCAGUACAAAGUAGUACUCUCUCUCUG
Messenger RNA from Cuscuta epithymum, 1137 nucleotides. The record is from the annotation of a GenBank genome assembly. Lineage: Eukaryota; Viridiplantae; Streptophyta; Magnoliopsida; Solanales; Convolvulaceae.